CUAAUGAUAUAAACAAAACGCUCAAAGCGAAAGUAAACAGUCGCUGCUGUGCGCUUAUCAGUGGGAUACCAAAAAUAAUUGCAAGAAUAGUGAUCAUUUUAGCUAAUUUAGUCAUAAAAUAGUUGAAAACCGUAAUUCCCGUCGAGCGGAAACCAUGGACCCGCUCGAGUACAAAGCCCUACACGAGAGCGCCAUGCAGAACAACAAUGGCACCUCAGCGCUGAACGUAUUCCUGCACAUCGUCCCGUCGUAUUUUACCAUCUUCCACACGGUCCAGCUCCUUUCCGUGGCGUCGAUCGCCCACAUUCCCGGCCGGUUCGCCGUGGAGUUUUCACUGGAGGUGUUGCCCUUUCUCCUGAUGGUCACCAUUCUGCACCAGUUGGUGGUUAACAUUGCCGUGACAUUGGCCCUAGUAACCGGGAUUUCCGUCGUGCACCAGAUGAAGAACAAAACCCACCUGACGCCGUUUGUGCAGAUUCCGGGAAGGCGGCCACAGUUCAUGAGUGCCACCCGGGCCCUGAUAAACUUGAUGACGGCCGUUUGCAUCCUGGCGGUGGACUUCCGGAUAUUUCCGCGGGAUUUGGCAAAGACGGAGACGUUCGGGUUUGGGCUGAUGGAUGUUGGGGUGGGAUUGUAUGUCUUUAGCAAUGGAAUCGUGUACAAGGCUGAUCCGGAACGGAAAUUGAAUUUGACCCGGGUGAAGGACGUCCUGGUGGGAUGUCUGCCGCUGUGCGUGCUGGGAGUGGCUCGAUUCUUUGUGACGCAGGAGAUCGAUUAUCAACAGCACGUGUCAGAGUAUGGUGUCCAUUGGAACUUUUUUCUUACCUUGGCGAUCGUGAAAUUCUUCGGAACACUGAUCAUGGACGCUGUAAAGGAACCGGAGAUAGCCAAGUUCAUUGCCAUAACGGUGCUGUGCUGCCACGAGAUGAUGCUGCACCUUGGUGUGUCGCGUUACGUUCUUAACGAGGAAAUAGGACGAGGCAAUUUCUUGGACGCCAAUCGAGAAGGACUGGCAUCGGUUCCAGGGUACGUGGCCUUGUAUCUGGCUUCAACGUACAUCGGCUCAGUUAUGCGACCAUCUGUGGAGAUUCAACCCGUUAAGAAGUUCCUUCGGCAGACGAUUAAGCUGAGCAUCAUUGCUGGAGUCUGCUGGAAGAUGAUCUACGUUUGCGAGGACAUGUUCGGGGUUUCCCGGCGAUUGGCCAACAUGGGAUACGUUUUCUGGAUCCUGUCUAUCGGGUCGACGAUGAGUGUGCUGUUCAUGUUGCUCGAAGUCUACGUUUACUACGUGAGAUUCGAGGAACCGAAAACGCCGGACCAGAUUAUGAAAGGGGAUGAUUUUUGCAUUCCAUACUCUCCGCUCAUACUGAACGCAAUCAACGAGAAUGGGUUGGCGUUCUUUUUGGGAGCCAACCUGUUGACUGGCCUGGUCAAUAUGUUGUUCCAAACGAUGCUACUGGAACCUCCGGCUGCCCUGGUGAUCAACGUUUAUUACAUCUUCAUGCUUUGCGUGGUGGUCGUGUUCAUGUAUGUGAAUAAGAUCAAGUUGAAAGUGUGGUAAGAACGGACCAUGCGGUAAUUGUAAACGUAUUCCCCUCUAGUCAUUAAACUAAAAUCAUUCUUUCGACUGUGUUACAAAAUAUGUAUUUAAUCUAACCAUUAAUUAAGUUACAUUUGUGUUCAAUAUUUGAAAUCACGCAAAAACUUAUGGCAUUUUUUGAGCAAUCUAGACGUGAUUAUUUCGUAAUAAAAUAUGGAAAGUUUCA
Aedes aegypti (yellow fever mosquito) is the source of this 1766-nucleotide messenger RNA. Its product is annotated as GPI-anchored wall transfer protein 1. The record is from RefSeq and is a predicted model, not a curated record. Lineage: Eukaryota; Metazoa; Arthropoda; Insecta; Diptera; Culicidae. Gene Ontology annotation, molecular function: glucosaminyl-phosphatidylinositol O-acyltransferase activity. Gene Ontology annotation, biological process: protein localization to plasma membrane; GPI anchor biosynthetic process. Gene Ontology annotation, cellular component: endoplasmic reticulum; membrane. The transcript has a single exon. Bases 155 to 1561 code for a protein of 468 amino acids.